This is a messenger RNA of Porites lobata, 13382 nucleotides long. The record is from the annotation of a GenBank genome assembly. NCBI's taxonomy places the organism in Eukaryota, Metazoa, Cnidaria, Anthozoa, Scleractinia, Poritidae.
UAUAAAUCCAGCGUUCCAAUGGUAGUUUGAAUUCCUUGUGAUCGAUUUAUAGGAUGCAAUCGGUCCUCCUUGGCAGAUAAUCUUUACUGUCCAAUUUGGACGAAGCUCAGUAUGCGGCAAGCAUCUUCGAAAGCUCAUUUUCAUUGCUAAACACCAAACAGAACUGCUCAACUCAUAUUAAUUGCAACACAGGUUAGUACGGCUUCGUUCUCGUAUAUCAAUACAGGAAAAUGUAAGAGGAACUUACGAUCAGCGACGUACUGAAUUGUUCUCAUCAUUAUAAACACGAUGUUUCCAAUGACUUUCCAUGAAGAGGGACACUCAUUGAAAUUUAUACCCUUAGGAAGUAAAUCAGUCAUACAGAAAAAAGUUACUACUUGGUCAAUAAGUACUUUAUAGUUGACUUGAAAAGUUGCUUUAAUGGCAACAAACUAGAAACCAGAAUGAAAAAGAUAUUCUGCACAACCUUUUUCCACGUUCUUUCACGUUGUCUUUUGAGUGUCUUCGACUGAACAAAUCGCCAAAUAUAUAAUAAUCGCCCGUUUUCACAGUCGUUUUAAGAAUUUGUUGAUCAAAUCUACAUCUUCGGGGUUUGCAAAUAACAUAUACUUGGGAAUAUUUUCAAAACCUUAUACCUCUAUGACUGCUAACUUUCGAAUUCUCUUUAAACUCCACAUAGACUUUGGCAGUGAGUUUUGCAUGGACUUCUUUAAUUUGUGACUCAUCCACUCAAAUACGUUUUGCAGUUACAUUUUCUUUCAACUUAAAUUUGGAACGUUGGCAAACCUUGUUUAGAUAGCAUAGGGUGCUGACGAGUCGGCGAGCACGUUAUUUUACAGACCUUAAAUCUUUAGCUAUGUAUAAAAGAGACACACCAUUUGCUCUAACACUGAGAGAUUGACGACUCAAAAGCCUCAUGUAUAAUUUGCUUACACCUAUCAUAGAAUUGCAGGCGAUAUUGAACUGUAAUUUGGCUUACAUUUAUAUAGUGUUUUAUCCCUCAAUUUUUCAUUCCACAUGUCGCUCUGUAUAGCAAAUCUUGUUUAGUUAGGGUGCUGCACGAUUUUCGGUGAUAUCUUAGAUAUCUUUAAGUAGGUUUAGUUGUUUAUUUUGGAACUGGUAAUAACGUUGGCAUUUGACAUUUCAGAGUAACACUGUAGGCACGAACAUUCUUAUUAAGGACACUGUUUUAUUUUUACAAUCAUUUCAAAACGGUCGUCCGAGCCACGAGAAGGUCUAGCUGUUCCAAGGCAAACGCGGCACCUUUCUUUCUUAAACCCUGAGUACCAGUGUAUUGGUCCGGUCCAGGGAGUAGAACCCGCAACCUCACGCUCUGCGGACCAGGGGCUCGUUUCUCGAAAGUCCCGAUGAUUAACUGGGCCCGUAAAGCUGUUUGGGUUUACAUGAAAGAUAGACGUUUCAAUAGUUUUGCAUCUAACAUGAUAAAUCUUUCAGGUAACACAAAAAGUUUUUGCCUUAUUCUUAUUAAAUUUGUUUCGGGCCAGGCAUUUAACACCUGCAGAGUUUCAAAAUAAUGUUUUAGGCGUGCAGUUUCAAAAUUAUCUUAAUCGUGAAAAGGAAAGGUCUCUUUAACCUUUCAAGAGUCCCGUUCAAGUCAGGGAUAUUAGAGUUUUACGUCAGUUUUACAGCAACAAUAUCAUCAAAGGUAGGAAUUUUAAAGCGAUUAUUAUUAUAUGAAAAAGAAAAACAGAUCUAAAUAAGCAACCUGUUGAGAAAACAAAAUAUUUGCAUUGCAAAGCCUUGCUACUGCUUCAAUACUAUUCAGAGAAUUUUAGCGAUAAAUAUUAGUGCCCCCCGCAUUUCUUUGGUGCCUAGUUUUCUGAGCGACUAAUAUGUAAGAAAUAUGAUACGAUGAAGAAAAGAUAGAAAAAGGGACGGUUUGCCAGCGGGAGAAUAAUCAAUUUAAUCUUUAGCUUGUCUAUUUAAAAACUUUCUUAAACAAUUAGGUCUUUUGAUUUCAAUUAACCUCAUCAGUUGAAUCUUAUCGGAAACAAACUUAAGGUUAAAACGUCUUGACAUUGUUAGGAAGAAUAAACUGCUGGAAGAGAUUUCAAAACACGCGACAACGUGUUUUGAUCGGUAUGAUAUUGGCUAAUAAAUAUUGUUUUGCUUUGAAUUGAAUCACUCCAAUAAAUUACUUCUAUACUCGCUUCAUACCAUGAUUAAAAAGUGCGCAGGUCGGUAUGCUAGAAGAGUACGCUAACAGAACUCUCUACCUUGUAUGUUUCCUUUUCCCAAUGUAGACCUUCUUUAGGAAAGUAAAACCUACAAGCUUUGGAGGUUUGGUUUACUGAGCUUAUCGGUGAUUUCACUAGGAACCUGGAAUAGAAACUUGUCUUAACUAUUCAACACGCUAAUAACGCUUGCAGUGAUUUAAGUAACACUCUUUCCAUCCAGUGUUUAGUGGACAUCAUCACAGGAAUGACAGUUAAAAGGGUCUGGAUUGAGGGCGGGGGGUAACAAAAGUCAGUUGUUAGUUAAAAUUUUGGCCUUUUGUCAAUUGUCAGUUAAAUGAUUAUUAAUAUUUGACUAUGCAACUUAUUUGUUCAUUUUUGAUCCGAAAUUAAAUCCAAAAAGCUGUUUGUUAUUUAAACUCUACUUUUAAAGGGUGUAUUUUUGUGUUAAAACAUUUCGACCAAUCACAAGAGUUGCAAACAAUGGCCAAGAAAUGUUCACAAUUUUACAUGAUCCGCACAUACGAUUUCUGUGUUACUUAGACUCAGACGAGAUUUUGUUAUAAGGAAGUUGGAUAGAAAAAAAGGGAUUAAUAUACAUGCUGCUUUGCGAAGAUUUCGUAAAAUUUGAUGUUUAAACCAAUCAGAACCUUAGUAGAGACAAUAGAAAAGUUAGCACCUUUUUGCAUUCCGACGUGUUCACUGCGUUUUGGUCCUUUCCUUCUUAUCUGGACCAUUACUUAAUAUUUGACUAUGCAACUUAUUUGUUCAUUUUUGAUCCGAAGUUUAGCCAAAAAGCAGUGUUCUUACCUAGAUAUUCUACACUGGGGUCCACUGGACCCACAGAGAAGCUAAAAGGGGGUCACGAGGGAGAAAAGCAGGUCACAGUAGAUGAGUACAUCCUUCAAGAUGGCGGAGCUUUAGAACGCAUCAUUUCACACGUGAGCAUGCGCAGAAGUCGUCAUUUUUUGGACGCCACUGAUUGGGUGUUUUCUAAAGACGCCAUCACCAAUUAAUGUUUACGUACGUUUUCUUAUUUGGGCGUCGCCCAAAAAGUGUAAUCGAGAUCGCUCGUUUUGAUGCAAAGUUGCAAUAGGAACGCAAUAGGUGCGAACGUAAACAAGCCAAGUAAACAAGCCAAGUGACGCUAAUAUCUGCCACGCGAACGACUCGUAUAAGGUAAAAAGCAUGCCCGAAAGAAAGCUCCCGCAGCGUCUUCUUUUUUUUUGUUGUUGUUGUUGUUUAGCAUUGUUUUCCCUCUUUGCGCCCUUCGGACCCCUAUGGCUAAUUAUAGUUCUGCAUUUUCUGAAUGCCUGCAAUGCCGUGGUCUGGUAAGAACACUGUAAAAAGGAAUGUAUAACGUAAAUUAAAUAAUUAAAGCGAAAACUGAUGCAAUAGUACCAUAAUUUUUAUCUGUUUUGCAACUGAUAGCGUUUCAAGUGGCUUUCCAUUUCUCAAGUCUUCUGUUACUCUCGUCCACAGAAACGUUUUUGCUUGCCAGAGUCCAACAUUUCCAACCAUUAAGCCAAUCAAAAUUUAGACCUUCAGAAUAUUGGGACGCAGAUCAUGUGAAAGACGAGGAAAGACCGAAUCUGAAUCAUCUCGGUAAAAAUUUACAAUUGCAUUUGCAACAUGUAUGCUGGCGCGUUCUCUUGAGAUCAUGGGCAAUUUCCAAUUGAUGGUCCUUGACACGUGAUAGGCUUUACAGUAGAUCGCUACGGAAAUUUGCCUCUUUAUCGUCCUGCUGCUAAGAGUAUCCAUUUAAGCGUACAUUUGAUCACAUUGUCUGACGAAAAGAGUAGAACUUACAAUACUAUUAAAAGGCCAUAAAAAUCGGGUUUGUAGAAAAUAGAGGACAAUCAGGUCCUUUGUAAGUUGACAGUAAAACCUAAGGCAAAUGUCAGUUGUUGGUUAUAUCAAAGGUGAUUUGUCAGUUGUCAGUUAAAAUUUUGGCCAUUUGUCAGUUGUCAGUUAACCCCAUCCACACCCUCAGUAAAGCCAUUGAGACUCAAUUUGCAAUGCAGAGUGUCGAAUAACGACGAAAAUGCUUUAUUUGUUGUUCAUUCAUUAAACAAGCUGCAAUAUCGUAUGCCAAUUAUUGAGCAUCAAAUAUUGAAAGAUGUUGGACUAGGUAUUGUAAACAAAUGCCAAAUUAAAAUAUGACAGGGUAUCUGCCUAUUGACCAGCCCUGCGAGUAGAGUCUCUUUCUGUCUUCUUGUGUGAGACUGUAAAAAAGAGGCUCUGCCUGAAUCGCGUUAAAGCUUUGAGGUCGCUCUAGCCCAAAGUUCUGGACAAGUUAAUCCUGUUCUCUCUCGUCAAACUGGCUUUGCGAGCAUCCGUUGAUCAUAUAUAACCGAGCCCGCUUUAGCAAGCGCACAGCUGUUAGGCCUGGGUUCGAAACUAUAUCCUAGCAACAUGCCGCGCAUGCUCAACAAAGAUCUUAGUCGAUUCAUGCAAAGUCUUUCUUGAGAAAGCCAAAAGAAAGGUUCUGCUGGCAGGGUGCUAUUGACCGCUCACUGAGCUUUCAAAGUCCAUCCGAGGCCACUUCACCUUGCAAUUAAUUUCAGGUUGAAGGGAAUGACGUCACUUAUAAAGCCAGGUAGCUAAGCAUGACUCACAAGAAUCCUGGCCUACAUAAGGGAGGGGUCUGGAUAGGAAACUUCGCCUUUUUUUCUUUUUUCAAAAUCUAGUCAAGAUUUUUCAUUCAAUUAUUCAUUAAGGUCGUAGUCGUAAUUUUAAUAAAUGGUUGAUAGGUUUUGUAGCCUGUACACAGAAGUUGUUUUAUUUUUCUGUUCAUUCUUUUCAUCGGCGAGCUCGCGAGCGAAGUGAGCGGGCGAGAACGAGCUCAGAGCGCGAGAAAAUGAAAUAAAGAACUAUUUUAAAUUUCUUCUUCCCCCACCUCUACCCCUUUGCGCUGGUGUUCAAUAAAUCCCCUGCGGUUUAUAUUUUAUCACCCGCGCUUGACGGACUUUGAGGAUAAAUAGAGGUCUGUUAACAGGUUAGAGGUUUCGAAUGUUUUUCAUGAAUGAAUGUUAGGGGGAUGUUUUGCACUUUCACUGAACGUUGAUUACAAUCCGUUAGGUGCAGCAUCUCAGUAACUCACAAUGGAUGUGUCAGACAUACUCGUGCAAGAGCUGGUGGUAGAUGGCGUUGGUCAACCAAAUUACAGCUUACAAGUGCAGCUUUUUGAAGCUACAAGAAAAGGUGAUCUUGAGAAAGUCAGAAGCCUCUGUGGUCAGCUAAAAUGUGCAUUGGACUAUGUUGACAGUACUGGAAAAACCCCUUUACAGCUUGCUGGUGACCUGGAAAACGAGACUGUUCGAAAAGAAAUAAUCGAAGAAUUACUGAGUAGCGGAGCUGACUUGGAGUUCGCUUUACUACACGCAGUUCGCGAUAAUGAUGCAGAAAUGGUGGAAGUUCUUCUUCAAUUUCGUAAGCUAGCACUCCACUCAACACCAAAACGAUACGUAAACCCACUAAUUUUGGCGGCCUGUUUGCAGAAUUUUCGAAUCAUUACGCUGCUGCUGGAGAAUGGCUUCACUAUUGGUGAUACAAAAGGUGUCCAAUUGUCCUCCGGUUCUAAUGAAGUGUACAACGAAAAGCUUGAGCCAGCUGUAACCCGUUUGAAUGAAUACCGCGCACUUGCCAGCCCAUUGUUUAUCUCGGCGUCCUUUCUCCACGACGUGCAGAGUGGUCACGAUCCAGUUUAUCGCGCAUGCGUCCUGAACAAAGAGCUGCGUGAAACGGCUGAGCAAGAAUACGAAUUUAAAAAUGAGUAUUUUGAGCUCAGCGAUGGCUGUAAAGAGUUUUCCGUGGCUCUUCUGAAAGAAUGCCAUUCAAUGGAGGAAAUAAGAUGCGUGAUGGAGAUGCACGACAUAUCGGAUAAGGUGCUGCAUGUAAAUGGAAGCUUAAACAUUCUGAAGUUUGCUAUCGCCACUGGAAAUGACAAGGUACUGUGGGUUUUAUAAUAUUUUUUUUAAUCAGUACUUUACCAACAAAAAUUAAUUUUUGGGGUGUUAAAUGAUCACUAUCUUAUUCUUUCUUUUGGCAACCCUAAAACUGAGGGGAGCGCCCAUUGAAUACUAAUUUACUUGAAACCAUUAACUUUUAAUUACAAAUUUAUUCACAAAUCCACUUUAUUUUAACUCAAUGUCACGAAGGCUUGCUUAAAACAUACACUUUUCGCUGGUUUUGUUAACGACCAGUUUAUACGAUAUAUUUUUACCCGGCCUAUCGUUUUAACUGAUCCGUCCAAUGGAAGAGCAAAAAUGAAACAGUCGGUUUGAAACCUGACCCGUAUUUGCGUUUGCCAUAAACGUAAGUAAGGGCAGUGUUUGGUGCUACUUGGUCAAUCCUGCUACCAUAAAUUCCGCAAAAUUUUGUCUUUUAAAGACUGUUUGCAUUUUUAAAAUAAAAGUUUUAUUAAAGUUUCCAUGGAAUUCACCCUGUAAAUAGUACUCCUUUCACUUCUAUACAUUAUUUUCCACGGUAAUAACUUUAAAUAUUUUUCGUUUGUGUACCUAACUUCUAGUUUGUCAGCCAUCCCUUCAGCCAGCUGAUAUUAAACACAGAGGUCUACAGAAAUGCUUCCUUCAUGGAGAAGAGCGCCUGGAAGCAAGCUGUGCUUAUACUACUGGCGGCUCUGUCAUACCCAUUACUAUUCGUGGUCUGGUUUCUUUUUGAGAUCUGUUUUCCAAGUCAUGAUGUGGCCAGAAUGUUCCAUUCUCCAUGUGUGAAAUUUCUCAUUUAUUGCGGCUCCUAUCAAACGUUUCUUUUCCUGCUAGCCUUUGCAUCUUUUCAUUUUCAGAGUGGGUUUCUAGACUACAGCAUAACAGGUAAAUGAAGUGGAGGAAAACCAAGAGAUUCUACCACAAUAUAAAUAUAUAUGUAUAUAUGAUACAUGACUGGCACAUUGAAAACCCAUAACCCAUUGUCGUAAAACUGUUGGUAUUUCUCCCGCGAACGUCACCUAUUGAUAUGAGGCAACGAGAAUUGCAUUGGUUCUAGCAACAAAAGAUUCUUUUGUCUCACUUGUUCCAAAUUAGAAUAACAAAACAAUGUUUGUAAACAGUGAUGUCUCCCAUUUAAGUUUCGUUUCAGCUCAGUGUCGAAAACAUUUUAUGUCACACAUACUGAGAUGACUAUUCACUGUAAAACCACGAUGCAGUGGCAGAUCCAAACCUUCAGAUAAGGGGGGGGGGGGGCGGUCAUACAGACCCUGAAAUAAGGGGGGCGGGGAGGUGUCAAGAAAACCUUUUUUUGGUCCUUCGGGCCCCAGUUUGGUCUAAAAAUAAGGGGGAGCCUGGGCCCCCGGGCCCCUCCCCUGGAUCCGCCACCGUGUCGUAAACUUUGGUACGCAAAUGAGUUCCAGCCAAUCAGAGGAGCAUACGAAUUUCUCCUGUGGCAAGCUCCUCCAAUCGACAGAAACCACACCGUUGCCAUACUAGGGCUGAUUUGAAAUCCACCGGCUGAAAUGAUUCCCAGCAUGUGCUGGAUUGGGCUUUCGAUGGGGCUGUUUUGGCUUAAAAUCUUUUUUGUUAUUAUUAUUUUACAGUGUAUACUCUAACCCGUAUGAUAAUUUUAAACAUUAGCUUUUGAAAGUUUACGUAGUUUUUCUUGUCACUUCACGAUGUUUGGCGGCAAAUAUUUUAUCACUCACUAAGUUUUUUUUAUCACUUUUUAAAGAUUGGAUUGUCCUCGUUUAUGUCAUUGGCCACCUAAUAGACAUCAUCAAAGACGUUUAUCAACAAGGCAGAACUCAUUUCUUUUCUUCUCACUGGAACUAUCUGGCUGUAGCUUCAGUGACGACAUUUGUUCUCCACUAUGCCAUUUGGUGGACAGGCCGAUCAAUUCUUACAGGUGAUCUACAAUCAAUGAAAUGGGAAAACCAUGCUCAUGAUCGCGGGUACGCAACCAUGCUCGUCUCGUACUGCGUUUUCUCUGUUGCAAUCCUGUUGGCUUUUGCACAAAACCUGUCAUUUAUUCAAGCUAACUCCAACACUGGUCCACUACUACAAGCUUUCAUAAGGAUGCUAAUAGACGCGGCCAAGUUCUUCCUGUAUUUUAUUUUCGUCUUUGUGGCAUUUGCUGUUAGUUUUGCGAAGCUGUAUUUGCAAUAUGACAAAGCCAGACAGCAUUUUCAUUUGAACAAAUCAGGAACAAAUCAAAGCGAUCCUCUACAUCUAGAAAGGUGCGUAAAACUGACAGUGGUUAUAUAGACUUCCGCUUUAUUCACAUAAUUAUUCUCUACUCAGUCAUCGAUGUAAAUUUAAUUGAUUAACAGCGGGAAGGAGGGGGUGGGGGAAGGAUCAUUUUCCUACUGUUAGGAAGCGACCCCCUUGUAUGAGAGGGACCAGGAAUUAACAUCUCUUUUAGGACAAGACUUUUAUUCAUCUAACUUCAACUGCUGAUGCUUAGUUAGCUUCUCGCACGAUACUCUAACGCAUUGACAACGUUAAUUUGAAGGUUGUAUUACUGUCUACGCGCAUUCCAGUGGUGAAAGCAUGCAGGUAGAUUCUAAAAGACUGCACUGCUCUCUCUAGCUCUGAGGCCAACCGACCUGCUUACAAAAAAAUCCAACCAAUCAAAACCUCUUGUUUAAGAUCUACUUUUGUUUCGUACUCUCCUCAACAGCAGCGUGGCUUCUUUAACUUAGAACUCAUAAGAAUGAAUGAAUUGUGGACCUUUCAUAAAGCGAUUUGGUUAUAGAUUCUACCAAUUACGUGCAAUUGUUAUUAUUAGGUGCUCCUGUUAUGAUGAUGAUUUUAAACUCCAUUUUCCACUUGUAGAUUUGGCAACAGCAUUGGUACUAUCUUUUGGACGCUGUUUGGUCUCAUUGACGAAAACAGUUUCAAAAUAGACGUGGAUGGUUACGGCGCUGUAUGGAGAACAGGCAUGACGUUGUUCGGUGCAUUCAAUAUCAUUGUGGUUCUGGUGGCCCUCAACAUGCUGAUCGCGAUACUUAAUGAGUCAUACACCAGAAUAACGGUAAGUCAGAAUUAUACCCUGUGUAAACAAAAGUUUUGCUUUUUAGUUUUAACUGGUAAUUAACUGCAGCCAGGAAGCUUAGGUUGGCCCCUCGCAGCUCCUCUCUAAAGGUUAUGCUGCAACAGCUUUUUUUUUAUAAUCGAGGGGGUUCUUUUUUUUUAAACUCUUGGGAACAUUUCACUUGUUGUUCAAAGCCAAUGUCUGGCUUCUUCCAGAAAAAUAUCUAUCCCUUCAUUGGCUUUAAGAUCCCAAAACCACUCGUGGUUACAGAAAUCGUUCAAGGAAUGCCACAAAAUAAUUAUACCAAGCUUAGAUCUAAUACUUACGAUACAAUUGAAGUUUCGACCAUGAAACUAUUCCGAUAUGUUAAGCACAAGGAGUUGUAAGGGCUCAUCAAAAGAUAUUAAGACUACAAGGUUGACCCCGACCUUGAAAUUUUUCAAACAGGAAAACUUGGAUACCGAGUGGAAGUUCACGAGGACAAAAAUAUGGCUCAGUUGGAUUUACAAGAAAGGUGUUCUUCCACCGCCAUUUAAUAUCCUAUACUUGCUGCUUCCAGUCCACUGGUUAAUAAAGCAUCUUUUAGCAGCAUGUUUGCCUGGACAUUUCGUAAGUAACAGUUUAUAUAUGUAUCGAGAUAUUUAAAUGGGAUACAUUGUUUAGGGCUCUUUCUAGGGAAUCAUUUCCAAGGCCAGUAAAAAAUAAACGGUAAAUACAGCAGGUAGUAAAUUAUUGAGGUGAUAUAUAUCAUACAAGUGAAAUAAAUUAUGGAUUUAAAAUUCCCUGAAAGAAUAAAGAUAGCAGAAAAUAAGUGUGCCUCAAGUACAUAUUAUCAAAAAAGGUCAUCAGUAUAUACACAGUCAGUGGUCUGGUUUCAAAAACUCUGCUUGAAAGUAGUAAACAAGGCAAAGAACGAUACACGAAAAGAAUGCAGCCCACCUCCAUCGCACCCGUCACUGUCAGCACUUGGGAGGAGCGACGCAUACACAAAGAAAAACAUUUUUUACCGAAUUGUCGAGUUGACAAAGGCAAAUAAAGGUCUACCCUUUUUCAAUUGAGGUGAACGAAAGGGGUAAAACUAUAAUUUGACAUGUAUGAAAAUUCCGUAAAGAUAAAUUUGUGCGCACGCAUGCAUGCGCAUGUACUGUUUAUGGCUACAUGUACGUUUUUUACGCAUGAAUUGAACCGUCAAUCAAAAAAAAAUCGUUUUUAAUGGUUUUCUUUGUGAUUCCGUUGUGAUUCCUCUUGUGUAUAUACUAAAAUAAUUAUAUUUUUGGUGUCGGUGAAUAGGGGCCGUAGAAAUAUUUACCUUGCUGCUUUGCGGCAACUACUGCCAAUACUCACUUUGAUUUCAAAGAAUAAUUGUUAAAUAUAGAGAGACUGAUUAUCCCUCUUUUCUCUUCCUCUAGUCCUCUUUAAAACGGACGAAAGGAAAACCCUACGGAACAAUCCGGAAAAACAAAAGGAUCGAUGUGAAGAAGGUAUGUUGGCCUUGAAAGAAAAAUUGUCAUUUGUACCCACGGAGCACUUAGAGGUUCAUAUGAACUCGUGGAAACGUGUCUGUAAGUUCCAGAUCGAAUUGGAAUUUGCAAGUGUUGGUUUUAAGGAGAGGGGGAAACCGGAGUACCCGGAGAAAAACCUCUAGAAGUAAGGGAGAGAACCAACAACAAUCUCCGCCCCCAUAUGGCGUCGACGCCAGGAUUCGAACUUGGGCCACAUUGCUGAGAGGCGAGUGCCUUCAUCACUUCGCGACCCCAAGUUUAAUGAGGAUGAUGUUCAUUCAGCCCAUGACACAGUAGACUCGGGAAAAAAUUCCGAGUUCUCUCAACAGGAGUCAAAUCUAUUAUUUUCUGGCUGCUACAAUCCUGGACAAAAUUCCUUGGGACAGUAAUGCAGCAUUCAUAAUUUUCUGUACUUUCUGCUUGUCCUCCUUUUCGAAAUUUUCUUGCAGCUCUUCUUUCAUCCACCCUGCACAAAGUUGAUACUCAGAAAAAUUUACGUACGUCCAACGUUUUUUUUUGGGUGGGAGAAGGGAUUGGGGUGUGUAAAUUGAAAAAAGCCCCACGAAUGCACAAGUGUCCCAAAUCUUCUGUCCAUGAUUUUACCGCUUCAGAUGUUCCGAAGCUGAGCUACAGCAGAUUCAGUUGGGGCACAGCUAAAGCCAUUGACAGACAUCCUGCUUAUACUGGAAGGACUAGAAUCAAAAUGUUUCGAUUCGGAGUGAAAUAAAUAUAACAAAAUGGCAAUCUUAAUAUGUGGGUGAAACGUAUGACUCAGAAAAUUGGAGUCCUCUAAAAAGCUCCGAUAAGUUAAGUCACCUGUUGCUCAGUGGUAGAGCUCCUGGACUAAUAAGCAGAAUGUCAAAGGUUCAACUUCUGUUGGCUAAACUUUUUUCGAGUCGUAUUCUAAUAUAUUAACCAAACUUACAAUUCACUAUAACAUUUAUACUACGCAAUCAAGUUAUGUGUUUACUGCACCGAUGUUACUUUAAAAAUUAUCGACAGCACCAAAAAAUUCUCAGACACCAAAAAUAAUGAAAACAGGUGCAUCCUCAAACACAAUAGAAAAGUCAAAUUCGUUUGCUGCUCAUAUGAAAUGAUAGACGACGAGCUUAAUAUUACGCUAUGUUUUAUUAUUAUUAUUAUUAUUAUUUAUUUAUUUAUUAUUUUUUGUGUUUGCAUUUUUAAAGAGAAGAGAGAUGAUUCGCCACCUUGUCCUAAGGUACCUUGCAAAAAGAUCGAGCGAUGCAGAGACCAGGAACCAAUCUACCACUUCUGACGAAAAAGAAAAGAAAGGGGAGGCAACUAAGAAUCAAAAAUUGGAUAGCAGUCAAUCAGACAUAACUGAGGCCAACUACGAAUCGAAUCUGUAAAAGAGUUAAUACUGUCCUCAUUCUCACACCACACGCCUCCUUCUUUGCUCUCAAUAAACACGGCUGUUCCGUUGCCCUGGGAGAGGGAGGGGCCGAAUCUUAUUAGGGAGUUCUAGCAACGACGACUUCGACGGCAACGAGAACGAGAACGUCAAAACAGCAAUAGGUUUAUUAAGAAAAACAAGUUUGCGCGUGCAUCACGUUUUUUUGUACAUUUCAUUACCGUUGCUGCACGACUACGACGUGAAAAUGCCUAAUUUCACGUUUUAUUGAGAACGUAAACAAGUGACCACGAAAUUUUCUUUCUCUUUGUAAACUUGAGUGUUGUCUCAAGAAAUCAACUCCCGGGAAAUUUGCCUACAUUAGAAAUUUUCAGCGAACUGGAAUAAACGCGAUGAGGUUUGAAAAACACUAGUUCAUUUUAAAACUGAUGUGUUCGCUGCCGUAGCCGCCGUCGAUGCUAAAACUCCCUGUUUAAAACGGGAAGGAAACGCCCGUCAGAAAAGUAGAACUCAGUCGUAACAGGAGUCCAUUCUGGGCGUAGUUCAGGCCUUGUAUGUUACCUAAAAUAGGCUAAACGAAAACAGAGAAGCAGAUAAGAACUACAGCGAGUUAAUUGCCCUUAUUUUGGCCUCGAAUGCUGCCUUCAAAAGUGAAAGUAUGACAACGUUUGUUUUUUCUUUCCUUGUAAUUUUUUAACACAAAACCCCAGACCAAAGCUGUAUAGGUAAAAAAAAAUUGUUUUCCUAACUAAACAUUCUGCGUUGUAAGUUAAACCAAACGCUGCAAUUUACACCCCUCGGCGAGACGAGGAGCAUUUCCGUACCUUUAUUCCAUAGGAUUUUCCCCCUGGCCUUAUGAGGAGGUUAUGGGGUCACCCACCCCUGACAAAUCCCGUGUUGUAGAUUAAUUUUCCCAUGAAACUAUCCCCUGAGAAUAGUCCUCAAGUUUCCACUAGAAGUAAGCCUUAAAGCUACAUCCAAACGGAGGUAACAACUACCAACUUUGUUGGCCAAACAAAGCUUGGCCGGUGCCAAAAUUUGCCCAAGAAACGCAACUUUACAGCACAGUAAUUUUUAGGGAGUUAUUAUAACUGCAAAAAUGGGGUAAAAAUUUUAGGCAUGGAUAACUCCAUUUUUGGGGUUAGUAUUAACUCCUCAAUUUUGACUCUACAUCUGAGAUUACUUUAACUCUAGAAGGAGAGUAUUUUUUACUCCCUCAGAGGAAGAGUAAUUGGGGUUAAAUUAACUCUCCUCAUUCGCGUUGUUUCCCAUGACAGGAGUAGCUGACUUCUAAGUAAAAACUCUUCCUGAAAGAUAGGUUUAGAG